This is a messenger RNA of Cyphellophora attinorum, 420 nucleotides long. RefSeq lists its product as uncharacterized. The coding region runs from base 1 to 420 and encodes 139 amino acids. The transcript has a single exon. Lineage: Eukaryota; Fungi; Ascomycota; Eurotiomycetes; Chaetothyriales; Cyphellophoraceae. The record is from RefSeq and is a predicted model, not a curated record.
AUGGAAUCAGCGUCGCAUGCCAUUUCGUCCGCUUUACCAACAAGCACUGGCGGGUUCCUGUCACCCAUAUUUGCUUGGACAGACAGUGCAUCGGAUACCCUGUCUUCAAAUUCGACGUUCUUUGGCCUGAAUUCCACCAAGGACCUGCUCCAGAUCCCGACUCUCCUCCUCGACUUCCCUCGGUAUCUGCUCGAGACGACCGGCUUGCUCGCAAUCGCCGAUAACGACAUUGCAGCACCGGUCGCAGAGGCUGUGGGAGAGGGCGCUGCGCAGGCCGCAGAUGCCGGCCCUGUGUGGCUCAACAUCGUCGCCGAUGCGUUCUCUGCGUCUACUUUCAAGAGCUAUCUGGGAAUGUUGCAAUAUGUGACGUCCCGGUGGGCAUUCACCUGCUUUGCGGUGGCCUCAUACUCAACAGGAUAA